CCCGCGGGGAGAGGUCCGCCCGGCCGCUGAGAGGCGAUGGCGGAUAUAGACAAGCUCAAUAUCGACAGCAUCAUCCAACGGCUCCUGGAGGUAAGAGGAUCAAAACCUGGCAAAAAUGUCCAACUUCAAGAGAAUGAAAUCAGAGGACUGUGCUUGAAAUCCAGAGAAAUCUUUCUGAGUCAGCCUAUUCUACUAGAACUUGAAGCUCCACUGAAAAUAUGUGGUGACAUCCAUGGACAGUACUAUGACUUGCUUCGACUCUUUGAAUAUGGAGGUUUUCCACCAGAAAGCAACUACCUGUUCCUUGGAGAUUAUGUUGACAGAGGAAAACAGUCUUUAGAAACAAUUUGUCUUCUAUUGGCCUACAAAAUUAAAUACCCAGAGAAUUUUUUCCUGCUCAGAGGGAACCACGAAUGUGCCAGCAUCAAUAGAAUUUAUGGGUUUUAUGAUGAAUGUAAGAGAAGAUACAAUAUUAAGCUGUGGAAAACCUUCACAGACUGUUUUAACUGUUUACCCAUUGCAGCCAUUGUGGAUGAGAAAAUAUUCUGCUGUCAUGGGGGUUUGUCACCAGACCUUCAGUCAAUGGAGCAGAUAAGGAGAAUUAUGCGCCCCACUGAUGUACCAGAUCAAGGUCUGCUCUGUGAUCUCCUGUGGUCAGACCCUGACAAGGACGUCUUGGGAUGGGGUGAAAAUGACAGAGGAGUGUCCUUUACUUUUGGUGCUGAAGUGGUUGCAAAGUUUCUCCAUAAACAUGAUUUGGAUCUCAUAUGCAGAGCUCAUCAGGUUGUUGAAGAUGGAUAUGAGUUCUUUGCAAAGAGGCAGUUGGUAACUCUCUUCUCUGCCCCAAAUUACUGUGGAGAAUUCGAUAAUGCAGGUGCCAUGAUGAGUGUGGAUGAAACUCUAAUGUGCUCUUUCCAGAUUUUGAAACCUGCAGAGAAGAAGAAGCCCAAUUCCAGCAGACCCGUAACACCUCCCAGGGGUAUGAUCACAAAACAAGCGAAGAAAUAGUCACUCUGGCGCUGCCUUGUUGGGACUUGUACUAUAGUAUAUAACCUCCAUUUUUAAACUGUCAUGUGUACUGUUCAGCUUGCUCAAAAUAGGUAAAUGUGUUUGUGGUUUUCCUUUUGAUUCAAUGAAUGGCAUUUGCUGGUUGUAACAGCAAACGAAAGACUUUUCUCCCUCCCAGGAAAGAGAGUUUUAACGUCCCCUUCUGUUGGUGUCCCAGCUGUACACUCCACAGCAGCUUAUCCCGCCCUCAUGGGUAGUUGUGCAACUGACUCUCCAGGAGUAGUGGCAAUGCUUGUUUUCUUCUUUAGGAUCUAAAGAGGGCACUAGUGUGCUGUGAGAGUAGAGAUUUGUUACUGUCAGAAUGACAUACUGUUUAUACAGACCACU
Indicator indicator is the source of this 1395-nucleotide messenger RNA. RefSeq names its product protein phosphatase 1 catalytic subunit gamma (gene PPP1CC). Gene Ontology annotation, cellular component: nucleus; cytoplasm. The record is from RefSeq and is a predicted model, not a curated record. NCBI's taxonomy places the organism in Eukaryota, Metazoa, Chordata, Aves, Piciformes, Indicatoridae. Bases 37 to 1008 code for a protein of 323 amino acids. The transcript has 7 exons. Gene Ontology annotation, molecular function: protein serine/threonine phosphatase activity.